AUGGAGUUGGAGUCAUCGUCUGAAGACGAUGUCUUCGAGAUCCAGCCGGUUCGAAGGAAGGGGUCAACGCGACGCGCAGUUCGUGAGUCGUCGGUGGAGUCGGUGGAGGCCAUGGAGGCGCCAAUCGCAGCGAAGAAGAGUCAACGAAAGCAGGGCGGGAAGAACAAAACCGCUACGGCAAGGCCGGGCGCCCCGGUGAAAAAACCGCGGGGGAAGUCAACGAACAAAGUCAACGACUCUUCGCACGACUCUUCGCGAAAGGCGUCCGCCACGGCCCCCAAAAAAUGGGGGGUGGCGGCUGGGAAUAGCCCUGCCGCCACGGGUGCGAAUGCGAGUGGGAAACCCCAGAAGAAGAAACGCACCAAACUUCCUCGAGCGAAAGAGUCAGAAGCAGAAAAAGAGGCGAGGGAGAGGGCGACGGAGGAACUGAAGGAAAGAAAGGCCCGCAAGUGGGGCACUUUUAUUGAGGCGCGGGGAGUCGUGGAACAAGGCCAGGCCGAGCGGGCAGACAAGAGGAAACAAAACGACCGCUCCCUGCAGGGCGCUGUCAGCGAAAGAAAUCGGAGUCGUCCAAAGCUGGAGAGCCCGGGAAUGCGUCAGCGGGCAGGGCCGCGGACGGCCACCUCUUUGACCGUGAGGAGAAACACCUCCGGGACAGCCGUGGGCGACAGAGAGUACAUGAGGGAAACCACUACGCCAGCGCUCGCCCUCCGUCAGUGUGGUACGGAGGUUCGUCAGCACAUCGACCUUGGUCUCCCAGCCGAUACGAAGACCUUCGCCGGGGACGAAGCUCAAGCAGAGGCCGUAACCGCAGCCGGUCGAGGCACGGAGGCGGUAGUGGCUGGGGCGGUGACAUGCGCAACCUACGAUCGCCCUCUCGAUCGAACCAGAGUUACUACCCCGGUGGUGGUCACGUCUACGGCUCCAGGCGCGGUUCAAGGAGCCGCGAACGGUCUGGGUACUCACCGUCAGGUUCACGAACUUAUUCUAGCCUAG
Ectocarpus siliculosus is the source of this 996-nucleotide messenger RNA. NCBI's taxonomy places the organism in Eukaryota, Phaeophyceae, Ectocarpales, Ectocarpaceae. The record is from the annotation of a GenBank genome assembly.